This is a messenger RNA of Sarcophilus harrisii (Tasmanian devil), 2478 nucleotides long. RefSeq names its product SH3 domain-binding glutamic acid-rich protein. Gene Ontology annotation, cellular component: cytoplasm. The record is from RefSeq and is a predicted model, not a curated record. Lineage: Eukaryota; Metazoa; Chordata; Mammalia; Dasyuromorphia; Dasyuridae.
UUGACUAGUAAGAGACAGAUUUUCUUACUGAGAAAGGGGAGGGAACAGCUGCUGCUUCUAUCAGCUCGCUUAGUAUUUGCCUAGUGACUUUUAUUUCACUGAGUAUUUUAGAGGGAGAUUCUUCUUUCUGACUCUCAAAAUGGUUAUCAAAGUUUUUAUUGCCACAUCUUCUGGGUCCAUAGCGAUUAGGAAGAAACAGCAAGAAGUGGUGGGCUUUUUGGAAGCCAAUAAAAUUGACUUUAAGGAAUUUGAUAUUGCUGGUGAUGAAGAUAACAGGAGAUGGAUGAGAGAGAAUGUACCUGGAGAGAAAAAACCACAAAAUGGGAUUCCUCUUCCUCCACAGAUCUUUAAUGAGGAGCAGUAUUGUGGGGAUUUUGAAUCUUUCUUCUCUGCAAAAGAAGAAAAUAUUAUAUAUUCAUUUCUUGGUUUGGCACCUCCUCCAGGCUCAAAGGUGGCAGAAACAACUGAGGAAACAUCAACUCUUCCGAAUGGUGAACUUGUGGGAGGGGAACAGAAUACUACAGAAGGAACAGACAGUGCUGAAGUAAGUGAUAAAAAUGAGGUGCCAAAAGAAGACGUGGAAGAUGUAGACAAUCCUACUGAAUCAGAAGUAAAACAGGAGGGGACUACAGAAGAGGAAGAAAAAGAGGAAGCAGAAGAGGAGGAAAAAGAGGAAGCUGAAGAGGAAGAAAAAGAGGAAGCACAAGAGAAAGAAGAGCAGAAGAUUCUUAGUUCUUUUCAUGCUUCAUUUAUUCAAGUUUCUCAGCUUGACAGAGAAGAAAGAAAGAGACUCUCUUAAAAGCAAACAUUAAAGCCAGGAUCUCUAGACUCAUUCAGCAACCAUCAUUUGAAAUGAUAGAGGCAAUAUUUGAAGAUCUGGGAGAAAGUCAAUUUAGAGGAUUGAGAUUUGUUUAGGAGAUGAGAACUCAGUAUUUCACUUUUUUCUCCAUAGGAUAAACCUGUUCUUUGGUAACAUGCAGAGAUGUGGACAUUAUAAUCUGUUUUCUAUGAUUUUCUAACUUAUAUAAACUGUUUUUUUUUGGUGUGUUUGUAUAUCUCUCCUAGUUUGAGAUAUCCUCUUGGAAUAAUCUUGGAAUAAUGGAUCUCUUCUUCUCAGAUUUUUCCAUUGUUGUAUCCUGUUUAGCAUUUACAGCCCUUCAUAAUCUAGUCCCAAUUUAUCUUUACAGGCUUAUUACACAUUACUCUCAUAAAUUCUUCAUUCAAACCAAGUUGACAUUAUUACUGUUCCUUAUAUACUUUGUCUUCCAUUUCUGUCUGCAUUGGCUUUAAUACGCUCCUUAUAAAGCAUAUUAAAGCUCCCUUCUCCACUUCUUAGAAUGCUUACUUACCUUCAAAGUUUAGGUCAGUCCAAACUUCUAUAAGACACUUUUCCUAAUCCCUCUGACUGGCAGUACCUUCUUCCUCACCAAAUUAUCCCCUAGAUAUUUUGUUUCUAUUUGUAAAAUAAUCUGCAAGCUUCUAGGGAUUUAUGAGGUAAUUAUGGAGAAGAAAUUUUCAAUCUUUUGUGUUCAAGAUUUAGGGGCAAGAGAGUAUGAGAUUUGGUGGAUGGGGAGAAAGAGAAUAGGGAAUUGAGUGAGAACAAAACCUGCUCUCAGGUAUUGAGAGCAAGUAGAUGUAGUACUAGCACAUAUAGCCACAGUGAGACAUCUUAUAUCCUUCACAGCUAGGAUUAGGAAACUAUCCCAUUAUUCCCUCAAGGCCUGAGGAAGGUGCUAAAUUCCUUGACAUAUAUUCUGUUUCACUUUUAGUCUUUGUAUCUUUGUACUUAGCAGUCUCCAUUAUAUGGUAGGUGGCUAAUAAAUGCCUACUGAUUGAUUGUCAUCUUUCAUCAAUCCAAUUGAACUCCUGUGACUUGAAGUAGCUGCUCCCAGAAGAGCUGCACUACCUACUUUGUUAUUGCCACUUCUUACAUCUCUCUUUAUAUCACUUAACCUGCAUCUAUUCCCAUUGCCACUACAACUUCCCUGUCCAUGUAGAAGGGGAGUGAUGGAGGCAGUAUAGGGGAGCCAACUGCUAUUAUAUUUAUUGAUGCUACUAUAUAACCCACCAGUGAGAGCGGCUUCUAUCAGAAAAUGGUAAGCAGGGGCAGCUAGAUGGGCAAUAGAUAGAGCACCAGCCCUGAAGUUAGGAGGAUCAGAAAAUGGGAAGGCAGAAAGAUACCUUCCCCAUAUUUUCUUCCUGCCCUCCAUGGAUCAUUUUUAGAAAACUCUGGGGAGGAUAUCUCUACUUCUUUGGAGACUACUUACUGCUCUAGUAUGGUACUUACUGAAAUUCGGUAUGAUUAGAUAUAAUUUUAGGCCAGUUUUUUAUAUGAAAAUUUUAAUUCUCCUCUCUUGUACUUGGGUUAAUAUUAGUUCAUAGCACAGAAGAAAAUUUAAUGCAUGUAAAAUAACCAAGACUGUAAUAAAUAUUCAAAGAGUAUUCUAAAAGUAUUUUUCUCCUUAAUGUUUUCAUUUC